AUGAAGCGUAAAGUGGCGCGGUCGCGGAAGCUCCGAUUGAGCCCAAACGAGGAGGCGCUGCUGAUGAAGGCCGAGUUCGAGAGACGCAGGAAGCUGAGGCUGCAGCAGGUCCGGGAGCAAGAGCGGAGGAUCGCGAGCCAGGUGCGCGAGGAUGUGAAGCAGAGCCAUGAGCAGCAGGUGCAGCAGCUCACUGAGGAGCUGUGCGUCGAGUGGCACCGUGCGCAGAGGGAGAGGGCCCGGGUGCUGGAGCGGAUUUACGCGGCCAACGUCGACGCCAUCGGGGAGGGCCACCGCCACGCCAAAGAGAAUGUAAAUUGUGCCCUCUGCACUCGCUCUCACGCGGUGGCGGAGCAGCAGGGCCGUGCGGUGGAGCGGCACCGCGGGGCCCUGCGAGAGCUCAGAGUGCAGAGAGAGCGGCAGAACGACGAGAGCAACAGGUUGCUGCGGGUGCGGAGAGAGGUGCUGGGGGUGGAGAGGGAGAGGGCAGCGGUUGUCGCCAAGCUGCCUCCUCCGCAGCCCGAGCCCCUGGAGAGGCUUGCGAAGAAGCGCAGCACGCUGGUGAAGAUGUACGACGUGGAGUGCUUUUCCCAGACCCACUACCACCUGCUGGAGCCUUGCGCUGACCGCGAGAUUGACACUCAGCAGGUGAACGCGCGAGCGGCUGCCGCCGAGGAGGAGCAGAGGCUGCAGACGCUGCAGGAGCAGACGGAGCGGGAGGCCAAGGAGAAGUCGGAGAAGGCGAGGUUGCGCGGGUCGCAUGCCCUGCGCAUGGUGCUGCUGCAGCAGGACCGAGACCGGCUGAUGCAGGAGCUGGAGGUGAAGCAGCAGGGAGACUGGAGGCGCAGGAGGCAAACCGUGUCCCAGCUGCCCAAAGGCCUGUUUGACCCACCCCACCGGCGCAUUGAGAUCCGCCAGGAGCAGCAGAGGGACAUGGAGGAAGCCUUCGAGGACCUCUAUGCCGGCGGCGCGAGGUUGCGUGCCGAUCCGAGCCUGCGCCCAGACCCAGACCCUCUACCCGCACCGUCGGUUUGCAGCCAGGACGAGGAGGCCGAGAAGGUUGAGAUUGCAGGACACCCGGAUCGCGGCGGGCUGCUCAUACGUGAAACGGAGCUAGAAUCGGAGGUGGCGCUAGCAGGGGAGGCAGAGGAAGAGGGGGAACCCACGGCCGGGCCCUCUACUGCUCAUCCUGAGACCAACAAGGCUGCAGGAGGAGAGGGCUUCGAAGGCCCCCGUCGGCCUACUCAGAAGGCCCUGAGCCGCCUGCUGGGCCGCAUCAACAGCCAGCGUGAGCAGUGGCUCUCUCGGGCCCAGGCAGGGCCCUCUCGGGCCCAGGCAGGGCCCACGCGGCCCGUGGAUCCGCCGAAGGGGCCCUCAGCGUCGUUGCUGGAGGAGCAGAAGAGGCAACAGCUGCUGCUGCUCGAGCAGCUGGAGCAGCAGAAGAGAGAGCUGGAGGCUCAGCUUGAGCAGGAGCGCAGUGAGCUGGAGGCCCCGGGAGUGUGCGCACACACGUGGCUUUCUGGUCGCAUCCCGCCCGCCUCCAGGGUGGAAGUCAAGGCACCCGAGCCUAGUCAGCUGGACAGAGAAGCACGGGGCAUGGAUGAUGUGGCGCAGAAGGAGCAGGGAGAGCGAUCGGCGACUCUUCCUCGUGCACUUCACUCCCUGGACACGACACCACGGGGGGCAUUGGAGCCUGCGCUGUCCAGGCCAGAUGAGCACACUCUCGCUGUUCGGCUCCACCAGCAGUGGCUCUUGCAACAGAACAGGAUGCAUCAGCAGUCCGUGGAGGAUGCCCGUGAGAGGCUCAAGGAAUACCAGGAGGUGCUCAAGAAGAGGUACUCCGCCAUCUUCAGCUCCGCGCCACCCACUGCUCAAUCCGUGGCCAUUCCUUCAUCCGCGGUCACUGCAGCUGCGGCCCCGCCAUCACUUCCUGUCAGCGGCCCGCACGGGGUGACAGCACCUCCUUCCGGCGCCUCACCGCUUGCGCCCGACAGAACCGUUGGCGCGUCGCCCUCGGGCGGGGAGGCGUCGCGAGCUGCGAUGUUUUCGGAUCGGCGGUUGACGGGAGCCGACCUCCCGUGCGUGGACACCUCGCUCCUGCCGUCCCCACGGCCGGCCGCUCCUUCGCUUCCGCUGAGCACGGCGGCCUCGCCGGCGGAGCUCGCGUUCGAAGGCCGCGUCCCGGCCUCGCCAUCUCGGCCGCGACAAGCCCAACUUGCGUCCUUCGUGCCCGCUGCGUUCCCGCUGGGCAAACCGCGGCAGCAGAGCAGGGUGACGGUCCCCGGUGCCGAACCGCCGCGACGGCAAACGCAGUCUGACGCUCGAGCGCGGGUAGCACGUGGCGCCGCGGCCUUCUGGUGGAGACUCCCGGAACCCCCCACCGCAGUGGAAUUGACAGACCCCAAACAACUUGUCCCGUUCGAGGGAAAGGGCUCGACGGUGCCGGAACCUACGUCACGAGGAAUGUUCGACUCUGACCUGGACGAGGGAGGGGCGGCCGCCCCCGGCGUGGGACCACGGGGCCCAGCAGUUCCCUCGUGGCUCGCCGGGCACCGGGGUUCCCUCGCCGGACGAGCGGCGUUGCCAGCCGAGCUCGAGGCGCCGUCGCCGGCGGACUCCGAUCCCCCGUGGCCGGCGGAAUCUGCACCUCGGCCGUGGGAUGCCCGGGAAUUGCCAGCGAUGCCGACGUGCGGGUGGGAGGGCGAGGGCGAAGUGCAGAGGUGGACGCAGGGUGCUCGGCAAGACGAGGAAGGAGGAGUGUGGAGCAGCGAUGAGGGGGUGCAGCAGCAGCAGCGUGACCUAUCCCGCUCCACAGAGGAGAUUGGCGUCGGGGGCGGUGAGAGGCCGGCGGGCGCGUGGGAGAACUCGGAGCUGGCUCAGCGGUACCACCUGAUGUCUUCCCUGUUCCGAGCCCUGGAGGGGCCCGGCAGUGCCACAACCCCGGAGCGGAGCCACGCACAGGAGCUGGACCACAUUGGUGAGGAGGCAACGGAGCGCGGUGCCUUCAACUUGUUGUCUGAGGGCGAACCGCUGCCGGUCGCCGGACCGCUUCUAUCCGGAGCUGGUGGGCUCGCGGUGGGCGUGGAUUCCGUCUUUCACCUGGGGCGGCCCGUCCGCGAACGGCCCCCCGUGGCCCGCUCACGCCUCGGCCUUCUGGGACUCAUCGAGCAACACGAGCUGAGUGCCAUCCAGGAGGUGGACACGCCACACAGCGACAAGCAGCGCUCUGCCCUCGGCCUGGGCGGCUCGCUGCUGGAAGCGGCCGCGGGCAGCGAGUUUGGGGCCUCGUGCCGGGAGCGACUGCGUUUCUCCGGCGCCCUGGGUGAGGAUGAGCGUGAGGAGCUGGGCGAGGACGACUCGUACAGGGACGGGCGACUGGAGGCGUCGUCUCGCGUCUCGGCCGAGGGACGUCCGCGCUCAUACUCCCCGGGCGACUUUGUCGGUGGUGGCGGCGGUCGCAACUGGAGGGACGUACUGCUCGCUCCGUCCAGCAGCACGCGGGACAGUUCAACUCGGUCACCUGCAGUGCCGCUUGGCAUUUCCGCCGACGUGAGCCUGGGAAUGCCAUCUUUCUUCGACGGAAGCCGUCUCCCACACAGCGAGGCAUCUCCCAGCUACGUGGAAUGGCAGACCCCCGCAGAGGCCCGGGCCUCCCUGGGGAAACACGCAGCCGCUUCUCUCUCGGCCUCUUCUCCCUCGGCCGAGUCUCCCGCAAGCAGCGAGUCUCUGGCCACCACCUCCCCAGCCUCGGGCGCCAUCUCCAGCGGCAGCCUCGUCUCGCUCUCCAGCGGCCGGCUGAGCCAGGAAACGCUUGGGGAGGACGGGGCGCGGGAGGUCUGGGCGAGGCCGGCUGCCGCUGUGGGCGGUCUGCGUGGCCCUCCGGCCCCACCAGGCGGCGGCCAACAGGGAGACCCUGACUGGAUGCUCUUGCCACACGGCCCGCACUGUGCCGCCCCGUCUGAGCACAGCUCCAUCUACGAGAUCAUAGCCAAGUACACGCAGCCAAAGCAGCAGCAGCAGCAGCAGCAGCAGGGUGCCCAGCCGUCGACGGAGCCGCGCGUCGCCCUCUCGCAUGAGCCUCCGGCGGGGCAGGCGGAAUCUACCGACACGUGGGACCCCAGUUUCGACGCAGGGCCGGACCUGAGCCGCGUGGACGCCGGGGCCCUGGAGUUUGAGCCUCUGGCCGCAGGGCCCGACGACACCCUCGACACAUCCUCGCUCGCCGGCGACGCGCGCCCCUCGCAGAGUCUGGCACUGUCUGGCACCGGCUCAGGGCUCAGUCGGAUCUCGGGUACGUUGUCCGACUCGUCUUGCCCGAGCGCAUCCCUCUCAUCCGCGCUGAGUGUUGAGUCUAGCCACCCUGGACAUCGCGAGUCCCAGCCCCAGUCCAGGGAGCCAGACGAGGACGACGACCCUUCCUUCCGGGCGCUCCUGCCGGAAGUGACGCUGGGCGAUUGCAGCCUGGUCACACAAGACACCUCAUCCAACUCCCCUUCCGGUGCCUCGUGCUCGGUCAGCAGCCCCGCGGGGUUGGCCGAGGGCGGCACCUCCGACACGUCACACGUGGCGCCGGGGCCCGACGAGGAGUCCUCCGGCGGGAGCGCGGCCACGCUUGUGUCCGUACCGAGUCGGCCUUUGCCGCUGGCCACGGGAAGCCUGCAGCGAAGCUGUACGCUCGCAGCAUCCAGACAGACGCAGCAGCCGCCCCGUGGCGACGACGACAGCGUGUCGGCUCGCAACACGGACACCACCGGAGCCUCCGACCGACCGAGCCCGGACGCGUCGUCGCUCCCCGAGCAAGCGCUCCUCGCGACGGUCGACUCGCCCUUGAGCGAGUACACGCUGGCGGAACACUACAGCAGCGCCACCGCGCGGUCGGAUCCCGAGCUCAACCGCGCCGACUUCCGGGCGUGCGCCGCUUUCAGCGACUACGGCAGCAGCUUUUUGAGUUUGAGUUCGGACUGCGGCGGCAGCGGAGUCCCGGCAGCGGCAGUGGGCGGGAGCGGCCGGGCCGACGAGCGCGUGUGGUGUGAGCUGGCGAGCAGGCGGGAGGGAGGCGCGGGGGCCGGGUGGGACGUGCUAUCGUCGGGGGAGCUGGGACGGCAAGAGGAAUUCCGUCGGAUGGAUUCCUGCUCGGCUUCGUGGAGCCAGGAUCUCUCACGGCUGCUCGCCUUCCCCGGCACGCAUGUGUGGGACUCGGGCCAGGAGAUGGGGAUCCUGGAGGAGCCCGAGUUGACCCUGGUGACCCUGACGGACACGGAGUCGAGCGUGCAGCAUGAGCUGUCGCUGGACGUGACGCUCGAGGGCGACACGCGACCGCCUGCUGAGGACGAUGAAGUAACGGGGCGGACGCCAGGCCGUGCUACGGAUUCGCCGGGACAGCAGCAGCCGGGCCCGAGCGCGUCGCUUCAGUCGACAAGCGAAGUGGUCGUGUCGGGCUGCGGACACUCUGCGUCCAGCUUGCAGGAGGCGUUCCAGCGGAGGAAGCGGGACUUUAUCGUGCAGUCGGAGAAACGCGUGCGAGAGGCGAGGAGGAGAGAGCAGGCCGUGCCCAGCGCCACCGCCCAGCGCGCCAGGGAGCGCAGCGCCAGGGAGCGCAGCGGCAGGGAGCGCGCGGGCGGCGCUGCCCCCGCUAAGCUGGUCGACGUUCCCGUGUCCGCCCAGAAGUGCUCCCUGAAGAAGGUCGGGGAGGUAAAGGUGGUCACGUCCGCCGACAGGAAGAGCGCGGAGGAAGAGGCUGUCAAGAGGACGGCCAGGUUGUACGAGCGGCUAGAGGAGGUGAAGAGCAAGAGGGAGGCGGAGCAGAGGAAGGACGUUUCUACCAGGAAUCGCGAGAAGGCAAAGGCAUUCCACCAGAAAACGCUGGAAAAAUUGAGGAGCAAGAAGAUGUAGCAGGGACGGGUAUCGAUUGAAAUCGUGCGUGCGUGUGUUUUUAAUCUUGAACUAUUUAUUGACGUGUUCACUUAAAUGUACUGUAAUGAUUCGUGUUUGUGUGGAAAAAUUCCCUGUUUACAAAGUAGUCGUGGGCCUUUGGAUGUGGCCUACACACAUCCCGUCCAAUGAACGCCGGCGGGAUGUUUUACUUGUGAAAUAGUUAUUCACGAAAAUUACUUUACACAAACCUCCCCCCCCUCCCCCCCUGCUUGAAGUGUUCCACACCGGGUGUAGUUCUCAUGUUGAUACUGCGUACCUAUGGGCUAAUUCGGCUGUGCAGUACCAGUCUCUUGUGGAAGCCGGUGAUUCGUGAUUGAAGGUAAUGAGAUUACUGUGCUCCUUAAAUAAUGUCAACAGACUGCAGUACCGAUGAUUAUCAUGCUUCAUCUUAAACCUACUCAUGCAUAUCCAUAUACGCUGUGAACAGGAGAACAUUUACUUCUUCAAUAAUAAUAAUUUACAGAUCUGUCAAUUUGCUGCUGGAUAAAUGCUCCCGCUUAACGCUUUGGCGACGGGGGUGCUGUUUGACCAUACUUUACCACGAUGGUCAGUGUGGGUUUGUUAAGGUUAGGAGUCGGUACCAGUUCAGAUAUCACUCGCCAUGGCGAAGAAUCGAACUCAAGUCGCCAGUUUCAGAAUGCAGUGCACUAACCUCUGCGCCACCGCUCCACCGCAUUGUUUCCACACCAGCAUUAGCAUAAUCUAUAAGCAUUCCUUCAACAACACAUUCCGUUCUACAGUCCUGUGGUUUGAUGUGCGCCGGUGAUAACAGUUUGCAAUAAAAUGGGAAUAAAUCUUUGUUCAAAAAUG
Molecule: messenger RNA, 6741 nt
Organism: Lethenteron reissneri (Far Eastern brook lamprey)
Lineage: Eukaryota; Metazoa; Chordata; Hyperoartia; Petromyzontiformes; Petromyzontidae
Gene: CEP295
Product: centrosomal protein 295
Biological process (GO): regulation of centriole replication
Cellular component (GO): cytosol; centrosome; centriole
Source: RefSeq, a predicted model, not a curated record